AGGGUGGGUAUAUAAUAAUCUAUGUAUUUCCAAAAGUUUGAAGACACAAUUUCUACUACUCUAGCUUGUUGCCAAGUUGUGAUUUUAAUCUUAUAGUUCAAUAACAAUGAGUACAAUUAACAACAUACUGAAUAUAGUAUUGCCCCCAUUGUCACUUGUUCUGCUCCCCAUUUACAUGCUACCUUAUCUUUUCUUCAAAUUAUUUAUUUAUGUAAAAAGCUUGUUCUACAAAGAAAAUAUGGCGGGGAAAGUAGUGCUAAUCACUGGUGCAGCCUCAGGACUUGGUGAGCAAUUAGCUUAUGAGUAUGCUAGGCAAGGAGCAAGGUUGUCCCUUGUUGACAUAAAAAAGGAGAAUCUUGUAGAAGUGGCUGAUAUGGCAACAUCUCUUGGUUCCCCUGAUGUUAUCAUCAUUGGUGCAGAUGUUUCCAAGGUCCAAGACAGUAAGCAGUUUGUUGAUGAAACAAUUAACUACUUUGGACAAUUGAAUCAUCUAGUAAAUAAUGCUGGAGUUGGUGGGGACCCAAGAUUGAUAGAGGAUUGUUCUGAUGUUACUAAAUACACUUCAAUUAUGGAUACAAAUUUCUGGGGAGCAAUUCAUGGCACUCUACAAGCAAUCCCACAUCUCAAAAACAGCAAAGGCAGGAUCAUAGUGAUUGCUUCGUAUACUGGAUGGUUCCCACUUCCAAGAUUAAGUUUCUAUAAUGCAAGUAAGGCAGCAGUGAUAAGCUUCUUUGAGACUCUAAGACUGGAGCUUGGUUGGUGUAUUGGCAUAACAAUUGUCACGCCUGGUUUUCUCAAAACCAAAAUGGCAUUGAGGGCUUAUGAAUAUGAGGCUAGUCUGAGAAUAAUUCCAAUGGGGUCAACAUUUGAAUGUGCCAAAGAGAUAGUGAAAAGUGCAUGCAGGGGAAAUAUGUAUGUGACAAAUCCUUCAUGGGUCAAAGUGAUGUUUCCUUUUAAGAUGUUUUAUCCUGAAUUGGUAGACUGGGCUCAACAACAUGUCUUUGGGCUUUUGCCAAAAUCUUCUAAAAAUGGAAAUCUUCAUAUAUUGAAGAAUAAUCAAGUGCUUAAGGAAGAAUAAAAUGUUAUUUUAUCCAUCUUCAAAUUCGAUCUCCUGAGGUCAAGACAGAAUGAGUCAUUUCAAUUGAAAAGAAAUGGACUCAACCAUGAUACAUAUAUUUUAAAGAGUUAAAUAUAUUCUUAGUCCUUACAUUUAUGCGACAUUUUAUGAUUAGUCCCCCUAAAAAAAUUAUUAUAUUUUUAAUAUUUUUA
Messenger RNA from Trifolium pratense (red clover), 1269 nucleotides. RefSeq names its product 11-beta-hydroxysteroid dehydrogenase-like 4A. Lineage: Eukaryota; Viridiplantae; Streptophyta; Magnoliopsida; Fabales; Fabaceae. The coding region runs from base 107 to 1078 and encodes 323 amino acids. The record is from RefSeq and is a predicted model, not a curated record. The transcript is spliced from 6 exons. Gene Ontology annotation, molecular function: oxidoreductase activity.